Epinephelus moara (kelp grouper) is the source of this 3095-nucleotide messenger RNA. RefSeq names its product interleukin-17 receptor D. NCBI's taxonomy places the organism in Eukaryota, Metazoa, Chordata, Actinopteri, Perciformes, Serranidae. The record is from RefSeq and is a predicted model, not a curated record. The transcript has 12 exons. The coding region runs from base 303 to 2105 and encodes 600 amino acids. Gene Ontology annotation, molecular function: protein binding; interleukin-17 receptor activity.
CAAACCGGCUGUCUGCCUCCAUGCUCUUACAGCACAAAAUGAACUAGUCUGGCAACGCAACUGUUAAAACAUGUACAGUGAGCUAGCUGGUUGCACCUCCACCCCCGUAGCCUUAAGACACCACUCCCCUCCUCGUCUCACUCCGUCGUUCCACGCACCACUGAGGACACUUUAACAUUAGAUUCACUUUCUGCACUUCUUACAGCCAUUUAGUCCACUGAGGGCGUGUGUUUCCUCGUGCGGGUUGGUUGGUCUGAGGUCUGGUGCUCACAGUUGGACCAUGUCAUGCUGGCUGUAGCAGCAUGUUGAAGGGAGCUCUUGUUUUGUACUAUUUCUUUGCACUUGGUCAGCCGCUCUGGGCUCAGGAUGAUGUCACAGCUGCUGCCAUCACUCCUCAGGACUGCAGCCUGGACUGUAUACGACAGAGUGGACCUGGAUGUGAAUACUGCAGAAUAACCAGAGCUGAUGUCAGAAAGGCUCUGGGAUUUAACUCCCUUCAAGCAUUUGGAAGUUGUAUUCCCUGGCCAUGUUUCAAGUUGCUUGGGGAGGAGGACCCUAAAAUCUGUCAGCACUACGUCCAAGCACCAAAUGAUGUAAAGGUUGAGUUUGUCAGUGAGCCUAACCCCAAAUCUGACACCAUUGUUGUCUCCUGGAAGCCAAGCUACUAUGGAAUUGCCUUCCUGCGAGGCUUUCAGGUAUCCCUGCAGGCUUUGGGAGGGUCAAGUGUUGCCUGUCAGCUCUUUCUCUUUCACCGUAACCUCUCCCUCCCAGCUUCACACGCUGAAAUGGUGUACAAGUCAGACCCUUUCCCCAGCCUCCCCCUUGGGUCCCAGUAUGCUGUAACUGUCAUGGCUCUGCCAGUGCCUGAGGAGUGGGAGAGGUUCUACCGCAGCAAGAUCUUCUCCACACGCUCAUGUGCAGAGAAGAAUGGUCUUGAGCAGUGCAAAAAAGACUGGUACCCCAAACAUAUUGAGGUCCAGCAGGAAGGGACUGCCAUCACCGUGACAUUUAACCUGGCUCCCCCGAACCUGGGCAUCAGAAGCUACUUCUCACUGUGUUACGCGAACGGCAAGAAGAAAUACACAGACAUCACGCCUAAUUCCAGCAAAAACAAAACUCACCACAGCUACCAGCUGAAUGAUCUUCAAGAAGGAACCAAUUACACAUGCGAGAUUGCAGCCAAUGAAGUGGAUGCAGUGAGGAAAACAUUCAGUGUUCAGGUCAUGCACAUUCAAAAUGGAGGUUCUUCAACACGCUCUGUCACCCCCUCAUUGGCUCUGAUGAUUCCACUGUGCCUGGCUGUGGUAGCCAUACUUGUAGUCCUACUGGCUGCUCUCAUCAGGAGGAGGACCAGGCUACAGAUAACAAAUCUUGAUAUAAAACCAGAUCUUAUCAAGCAGCAUCAAGAGAGCGGGACUCAGGAGGAAGUGACAUCACUGCAAAGAAACAGGCUGACCCCUCCUCGUCUUCUGAUUUGCUACAGCAGCACUGAUGGCCCCGCUCAUGUCAAAGCCGUCAUGCAGUUAGGGGCCUUCAUACAACAGCACAUGGCCACUCAGGUGUGCCUGGAUCUGUGGGACUCUCUGAGCGUGGCUGAGGAGGGCAGUAUGGCCUGGCACUGCCGACAGAUUAGGGAGAGUGACUUCAUCUUGGUGAUCUGUUCCCAAGGCCUCAACCACAGACCGCAGCCUCCACAGGGUGGUGAUGAAGGUGAGGAAGCAGACAGAGAGCUUGUCUUUGGGUCCAACACCUUUAGCUCCAACGCAGCCGUCCAACUUAUCGGAGAGGAGGUGGGCCGAGCCAAAACCAGGGGCCAGGACCUGUCCAAAUACAUGGCAGCCAUUUUUGAGUAUUCUCAGGAAACGGACAUCCCCACUGAGCUGAGGCUGGUAUCUCACUACAUGCUGCCAAAAGACUUACAGCUACUCUUCUCUCACCUCCACGGAGUGGCUCUGCACAGGCCGGGCUGUUACCUGAAGGUAAACCAUAUCUCAGAGGAAGGCUUUACUGAGUUACCAGCCGGAGCAGCUCUGCAGUGGGCUAUCUAUGAGGCUCGGAUGGCAAUGACGGUAAAAAGGCAUCACUAUGCAGAGGGAGGGGACUAAGCAGUAAAAAAAAAGAAUCCAUACUCCCUGACUUAAUUGUAGUUCUCAACCCAGUGUUGGAGAAAGAUAGGCCUGAUGAAAACUACCAGACAAACUGGCCAGACAGGAGAAGCUGUGAGCUCACAGCUGGAACAUCUACAUCCUUGCUGCCCUGCCAUUAAGAAAUCGACUAACCACCUAUGCCUCAGUUGUGUUGCAGUGGCAGCCACCGUGCACUUUGACCUCUUAAAUGUGUUACAUGCCACGUAUGUGUGUGUACAAUAAGGAUUUAUAAAAAAAAAUAAAAUAAAUAAAAUUAAAAAAAAAGGAAAGAAAGAAUGUCCAGUAAUGUGUGUAAUGGUCCAUAAAGAUAUCUUUGUCUUACAAAUGUAUUUGGCAAAUAUAUAUUAUUUGUUUUCUUGCAAUGUCAUGUAAAAGUAUAUUUGUAAUAUGAGCUUGUACAUAAAUUAACUAUUAAUCUCAAACAUGAGUCAUUGAAGUAUUCUGUAAGAAUGUUUGCCUUGAAGUACACAUUGUGUAAAUGCAUGUUUGUAGUUUAUUUAUGCAUGUGCAUAUCUCAUAUACAUAAGAAUGGAUUGAUAGGUCUUAUUUUUAAUUUCGUGCUGAUGCAAGGUUACACAUGUGGAUAAAUGAGUUGUCUUGCAUUUUGUAUUUAUUCUUGUGAAAUAUGGAUUUUCUAUUGUGCAUCUAAUCAUCUGAUUAAAAUAUAAGACUAAAACAAAUGUUCUCUGGCUCAUCAAAUACGUGUGAUGUGUUCAGUGUUGGGGACGCUACUUUGGAAGCAGGGCUUUGCAAGCUGCUUCACACUGGAAGAAGUUGAACUACAGCAAAACUACCCUCAGGAGAAAUAUAGUUUGAUUAACUAUAGCUAGUACUAGUUGUGGUCAAAGGGGGCUCAAUUACAGUAGAGAGGCAAUGGUAAUAUAAAAAUAAAAGUCGUUGCUUCCCUUUUAUGGUCCAAAAUUGGGAGCUUCUCGCGAUAUUUUGAAG